Molecule: messenger RNA, 396 nt
Organism: Diatraea saccharalis (sugarcane borer)
Lineage: Eukaryota; Metazoa; Arthropoda; Insecta; Lepidoptera; Crambidae
Source: the annotation of a GenBank genome assembly
AUGCUCCGCAAACUGUUCCCUGGCAAGAAACGAUCGGUUCUGGAACUAGUCUUGCGACGAUGUAAUCAUGACCUGCUUCGUGCCGUUGAACACUUUAAUGCCACACAUGCUCAAGAUAAAGCUGGGGCUAGUUCCAGUGCAAGCUUCGAAAUGUCAGUCUCAAGCUCCGAAGAGGUCGAGUCGCGUUGGUCAGCUUUCCGCCCCGUAGGUCCUAGGGGACCUCUCCUGCCAACGCUUGUUAUGGGUCGAGUGUGUGGCUCUGAUUGGCUAGUUCCACUGCCAGCAUUACCGGCUCUAUCUACACCUCUGCUUCUUCCUCUACAACAUCCACACCAACCACCAGCACCAUGUAAUCCAUGCACACCGGACUGCAGGCAGUGCAAUAUUCAUCAUUAA